GUCGCGGCCUCCGCCGAUGCCUCUCAGCUUAGUCGUUCCGAGCUUAAGCUUAGUGCGCGCGCGUGUGGAAACUCGAGCGCUGGCGAAGCGACGAACCCGAAAAUGAUUUUGUGAGUGCCCUCCUCGUCCACGAUGCAAACCUCCGAGCCCAGCCUGGUGCCCCCCUGCAACGAGGCCCCCAAGCCCGACGUGCCCUUCAACCUGGAGAACAUCCUGCAGCGGUCCAUCCAGAACGUGGCCCUCUCGCUGCAGAACGCCAUGAUGAACUCGCUGCAGCAGGCGGCGCUCCUGCCCGCCAACUCCGCCGCCGCCGCCGCCCUCAACCUCCAGGCCCUGGAGUCCUACCUCACGCUCCAGCAGCUCGCCGCCCCCAACAACCGCAUCGACAUACUCAAGAUCGCGACAAGCACCGCCAAAAUCACCGAAGAGCCGGACACGAGUCUCACGGAGGACGUGGACCUCGCCGAGGAGGUGGAGGAGGACUUGGCGCUGUUGGAUAACGAGUUUCCGGUGCCGAGCUCGCCGAUCGACACGAGUUAUCCGAGUUUGAUUAUGAAUUCGGCGUACCAAGGUGGGGGUGGACAGGCUACGGCGACGACGUCCACCACCACCACGAAGAAGGGCUCCACGAGGCCGAAAAAACAGUUUAUUUGCAAGUUUUGCAAUAGACAGUUUACCAAGAGUUAUAAUUUGUUGAUUCAUGAGAGGACGCAUACGGACGAGAGGCCAUACUCUUGUGACAUAUGCGGGAAGGCCUUCAGGAGGCAGGAUCAUCUCAGGGAUCAUAGGUACAUCCACAGCAAGGAGAAGCCGUUCAAGUGCACGGAGUGCGGCAAGGGCUUCUGCCAGAGCCGGACUUUGGCCGUGCACAAGAUCCUCCACAUGGAGGAGUCGCCUCACAAGUGCCCCGUGUGCAGCCGGUCGUUCAAUCAGCGCUCGAAUCUCAAGACCCAUCUGCUCACCCAUACCGACAUCAAACCGUACAACUGCUCGGCCUGUGGGAAGGUGUUUCGAAGGAACUGUGAUCUGAGAAGGCACAGCCUGACCCACAAUCUGGGCACGAGCACCUCGACCGCGGCGACGGCCGGCGCCCAGAACUUCACCAUAGACUCGAUCAUGAGCAAGGACAAAAAGUGACCGUUGUUAUUUACUUAUUGUUGUACAUAGCUGUUGUAAAUUUAUUUAGAAUUUGUAAUAAAGUUUUUGUGGACGA
This is a messenger RNA of Tribolium castaneum (red flour beetle), 1213 nucleotides long. RefSeq names its product protein sister of odd and bowel. The transcript is spliced from 2 exons. The record is from RefSeq and is a predicted model, not a curated record. Gene Ontology annotation, molecular function: DNA-binding transcription factor activity, RNA polymerase II-specific; RNA polymerase II transcription regulatory region sequence-specific DNA binding. Gene Ontology annotation, cellular component: nucleus. Bases 133 to 1137 code for a protein of 334 amino acids. Lineage: Eukaryota; Metazoa; Arthropoda; Insecta; Coleoptera; Tenebrionidae. Gene Ontology annotation, biological process: embryo development; embryonic hindgut morphogenesis; embryonic pattern specification.